AUGGGGGUGCGUGGAGUGUUCGGACUAGAGGAUUAUGUGGUCAUUGCGGGGAUUUUGGCGGCGUUUUUUGCUGUUGGACUCUAUUUCAGGUUCACUGGGAACCGACAGCGAACCACUGCCGAGUUUUUCCUUGGGGACAAAGCAGCAUCCGUGAUUCCAGUGGCGUUUUCCUUGAUGGCGUCCUUCAUGAGUGCUGUGACACUGAUGGGUGUCUCGUCAGAGACUUAUGUCUAUGGGGCCCAGUUUGCUGUUAUUAAUGCGUCAUAUAUUAUUGCGACGCCCAUUGCAGCAUUCCUGUUUUUGCCAGUUUUUUUCCAAGUGGGCAAAGUCACUGUGUAUGAGUACCUGUCGCUGAGGUUCAACAAAACAGUGAGACUGGUGGCAUCCCUGUGUUUCUCCAUUCAAAUGAUCCUGUACAUGGGGGUUGUGCUGUAUGCCCCAGCACUGGCCUUGUCUGCAGUGUCUGGCCUGGACAUUGAUGGGUCUGUGUUGGCAGUGGGGGCUAGUUGCACUGUGUACACGGCCCUGGGGGGCAUGAAGGCUGUACUGGUCACGGAUCUAGUUCAGGGCACACUCAUGUUGGUGGCUGUCUUGGCAGUUGUGGUGGACGGGGUUGCGAGUGCAGGUGGUGUCAGUCAUGUGUGGGAAACUGCCCAGGAAAGUGGGAGGAUCAAUUUCUUCAACUUUGACCCCGACCCAAGGGUCAUGUACUCCUUCUGGACCUUGGUGUUCGGCACAAUGUUUCUCUACCUGUCGCUUUAUGCAGUGAACCAGGCUCAAGUCCAACGUCUGAUGAGUCUUGGGUCGUUGCGGAAAGCUCAAUACUCAUUGGUUCUGCAGUUGCCAAUUUUAAUUAUGCUGAGUUUCACGACGUGCUUCUCUGGAAUCGUGAUGUACGCCAAGUUCAAGGACUGCGAUCCGAAAUUGUCUGGAAAGAUCAAGUCCUACGAUCAGGUGAUUUUUUACGCGAUGAUGGACGUUGAAGUAAAGCCGUAUAAAUGUGGUAAUUUUGGCGAUUUAUGGACUGGUAUAAUUCUUCUUCCUUUCUACAUGGUGGAGGCGUUGAGUGCGAGACCUGGUUUGCCGGGAUUGUUUGUAUCCGGAUUAUUCAGUGGGACAUUGUCUACCAUCUCUUCAGGAGUGAAUGCCCUUGCAGCAGUUGCUGUUCAGGACUUCAUCAAGCCGUUUUUGUUCGCCAAGAACCCGUUGAGUGAGCGGACGAUGGCCAGGAUUUCUCUCGCACUUUCCCUCGCUUUCGGCUGUGCUUCCAUUGCACUCGCUUAUGCUGCCCGGGCCCUGGGCGGGGUCUUGGCUGCGAGUUUCACUGUUUUCGGAGUCGUUGGAGGACCUCUGCUGGGCCUCUUCACUCUGGGCAUGUUUUUCCGGUUUGCCAACUCUCUGGCAAGCUUUGCUGGCACAAAAAUGCCGCGCUCUUCUCUUCCCUUGUCUGUAGCUGGUUGUGGGAACAAUUCUUCUGUCUCAACUGCUCUUCAUGUUUCCAUGCCUGGUUUUGAAAACCAAGGGAUCUUUGAGUACAUUGGUUCUAUGUCCACCAUGUACUACACAGGCUUUGGUGCUGCUGUGUGUGUUCUUGUUGGUAUCGUGACGAGUUUGGCAACUGGUGGCACGCGGAAAACGAAAGUGAGCGACACGUUGCUGUCACCUCUGGUAACGUGGCUAUUGCCCUCGGGCGACGAACCCGUGGAACCCAUGGAAAUCGGGCAUUUAUCUUCUCCAGUCCCUGAGAACAACGGUAUUUUGUUUCAGAAAAAUUCCGACUCUAGUAUCGAUAUUACGAUGAAAAACUCGUUGUUGCGCGACGGGGAACCGGAAAAGUCGCACCUUGUGUUCAAUUGA
Messenger RNA from Notodromas monacha, 1857 nucleotides. NCBI's taxonomy places the organism in Eukaryota, Metazoa, Arthropoda, Ostracoda, Podocopida, Cyprididae. The record is from the annotation of a GenBank genome assembly.